Messenger RNA from Monopterus albus (swamp eel), 511 nucleotides. RefSeq names its product chromosome 25 C12orf75 homolog (gene c25h12orf75). The record is from RefSeq and is a predicted model, not a curated record. Lineage: Eukaryota; Metazoa; Chordata; Actinopteri; Synbranchiformes; Synbranchidae. The coding region runs from base 268 to 456 and encodes 62 amino acids. The transcript has 5 exons.
UCCAUGCUUUCACCUCACUCUCAGCUCUUCAUUGCAUUGCAGAGAGGAUAGACUGAAGAGAGGGGAGGGGGACACGACCAAGGGAGAGCUCUGUGAGACAUAUUUUUUUUUGACAUUCCCUCUCUCUGUCUCUCUUUUAUCACUCUCAUCCUCCCUUUUACCUCCUCUCCCAAUGUGUUUUGGGUCUCCCUGUUUUCCUCCUCCUCCUGGCUGUUCUUCUUGUUAAGUGUCUCCAAUCUGCUUGGACAGUGGCUGCAUCGAUGCAAAAUGGGUUGUGGCAAUUCCUCAGCCACCAGCGCUUCAGGAGGGAGGCCAGCAGAAGCCUCCAAAGAUGUGACAGAAGAUCCCUCAGCAGAAGACGAAAAAAGAAGGAACUAUGGCGGUGUAUAUGUAGGUCUACCAGCAGAUCUGACAACUGUGGCUACUAGUCAGUCCAAGUCCACACGUAAAGACUAGCAACAGGUGAAGGAAACACAAGACAAGUACUCUGACCAAAAAAAAAAAAAAAAAA